Messenger RNA from Labrus bergylta (ballan wrasse), 1080 nucleotides. Lineage: Eukaryota; Metazoa; Chordata; Actinopteri; Labriformes; Labridae. The record is from RefSeq and is a predicted model, not a curated record.
AUGAGGUGUACGAAGGCCUGUGCUCCCGUUUUAAAAGUCAUCCUCACAGGGAGUUUAAUACUGGCUGGAUUUGUAGUUCUGUUUUUAAUGUACUACAAGUCACUCCCAUCUCACAGAUGUCCUCCUCCCCUGGCUCAACCAAAACAUGCAACGACACAAAAGAAGAACAAGCCCGUCAUGCUGCUGUGGAUGUGGCCUGGAAACAAAAGGUUUGAUCUGCAAGCCUGUGACACUCUUUUCGGGAUUGACAGCUGCCAUCUCACAGACAAUAGAUCCUUAUACUCCAGCGCUCAUGGAGUUUUGAUUUUUCACAGAGGCAUCAAUGACGAUCUCUCCAACCUCCCCACCUCAGUCAGACCGAGAUUUCAGAGGUGGAUCUGGUUAAACACAGAUUCCCCUUCGAACACGCGCAGGAUAGAAGGCAUUCAAGGCCUUUUCAAUCUGACUCUAAGCUACAGGAAGGAUGCUGAUAUCCAGGUUCGUUGGCCAGUGUCUUUUAAAAAGAAGACGGAUGAAGAUUUUGUGCUGCCAACAAAGGAACGCUUGCUUUGUUGGAUUGUCGAUAGCAACGUCCUUCUCACAGAAUCAAGGGAGAGCUAUAACUACUACAGAGAGCUUGUAAAACACAUCACGGUGGAUGUGUUUUUCUCUGCAGAGUUCUCAAAAAGUGAGGACUAUUUCCUGACUAUCAGCAGCUGCAAAUUCUACCUCUCCUUUGAGAAUUCAAUUCACAGAGACUACAUCACCAAGGCUUUCAAUGGACCUCUUGCAGCAGGUACUGUGCCAAUAGUUUUGGGCCCACCACGAUUGAACUAUGAAGAUUUUGUCCCGGGUACAUCCUUCAUACAUGUUAAUGACUUUUCUGGUCCCGCGAAACUGGCUGAGUUCCUCCUGAAGCUGGAUAAAGAUUAUUUUUCCUAUGUGAGAUACUUUGAUUGGCGGCAAUUCUACAACACAAGGCCUCAUUUUACCAAGGAGAAUUAUGAGUUUGUGCAUGGUAUUUGCCAGGCUUGUCAUUAUUUGAGCAUUAACAAAGUGUACAGAGUUGUUCCCGAUCUGUACAAGUGGUUCUUUGGGUGA